Molecule: messenger RNA, 4946 nt
Organism: Fundulus heteroclitus (mummichog)
Lineage: Eukaryota; Metazoa; Chordata; Actinopteri; Cyprinodontiformes; Fundulidae
Gene: fam184ab
Product: family with sequence similarity 184 member A
Exons: 22
Coding region: 596-4078 (1160 amino acids)
Source: RefSeq, a predicted model, not a curated record
CUGUUGAGGUGAUCCAUGGCAACAGAGGAGCAGAGACCAACCGCCGAGCCUCUCUCCCCCCUCCUCCCUCCUCCUCCCUCCCCGACUCACUCACACGCAGCCUCCGCUCUCGGCUCACUCCGUCCGGUAAACGUAGCCGGAAUGCUUCGGGGAAGAGUCACUUCUAGCGGCCCGCUCUGAGCUGCAGACACCCCGGCACCAAGGUGACCGACUGGGAGGCAGCCAGCCCGGAGAACGGGGCUCCUCCUCCGCGCCAGGUCGCCCCGCACUGCCGCGCGCUCACAACGGACGGAAGAUGAUGCUCGCAGCGGGUGUUUUUCUCGGCAUAAAUUGGUAAACUAAAAAAUAAAUAUUAUAACGGAAAAGCGGUGCGGGGGAUAGGAAAAAAAGAAAAAAAAGAAAUGAAGGCGGUUUCCAUCUCCAGGCAGGCUCCUUAUUUCUGAUUAACGCUUUCCGUGCCUCGCUGAGACACGCCGUCCCAGCUCUGCGUGUCUCUGCGCCGCUCGGUGGUCGUCAGGAGCCCCCGGCCCCCGGCCCCCCUCCCCGCGUCCGGUUAACCGUCACCGCCCGCAUCUCUGCUCGAGUCAUCGCGAAGAUGGCGACCGGGUCGGGCUGGCAGCAGUACUACUGCCCCACCGGUCAGGGGAAAUUUACCUCCGCCUCAGCGUCAGCCGCCGCCGCCGCCACCGCCUCCUUCCAGUCCGGCGUCGCCAUGGAAUAUACCCAGGACCUGCACCUGAGGAUGAGCAAGAAGAUCGCACAGCUAACCAAGGUUAUCUACGCACUGAACACAAAAAACGACGAACACGAGGCCGCCAUCGCCACCCUGAAGGAGGCGCAUGAAGAGGAGGUGCAGCAGAUUCUUUCUGAGACCAGAGAGAAGAUUCUGCAGUACAAGAGCAAAAUCAGCGACGAGAUGGACCUGAAGAAGAGGAUCCAGUCUCUGGAGGAGUCCAUGGAGCUCCACGAGCGCAUGAAGAGGCAGGCGCUGGCCGAGUUCGAGAACUACCGUCAGAGGGUGGAGGACAUGCAGCUGUGCACCGAGGCCCAGCACACGCAGCGCGUGGUGUCCAUGUCGAGGGAGGUGGAGGAGAUGAGACGGUCCUUCGAGGAGAAGCUGCGGACGUUCAGCCAGGCCCAGGCGCAGUUUGAGCAGGAGAAGAAAGCCGCUCUGGAGGAGCUCAAGGCUCAGCACAGACAGGAGAUCCAGGAGCUCCUGCGCAGCCACCAGAGUCAGAACGCAAACUACAGCAAAGACCAGGAGAAACUGGGACAGCUCCAUAAAGCAGAGGUGGAUUCUCUGACGGAGCGGGUGGAGGAGCUCAAGCAGGACAAGAAGAGGCUGGUGGAGGAAUAUGAAGCCAAACUCAGCAAGGCUCAAGCCUUUUAUGAACGCGAGCUGGAGGCCAUGAAGAGAACCCAGCAGCUGACGGCCGACAACCUGCUGGCGUGGAAACGAACCGAGGCCGAACUGCGGCGAGAGUUUCAGACUCAGGAGGCCGCGCUCCAGAAAACCCUGGGAAAGCUGCGCGCCGAGCUGGCCCGGGUAUCGGAGGAGGCUCGGGAAAACCGCGAGAAGUCCUACAAGCUGCAGGCGUCGCUCACCACGGCGGAGAGCACCGUCAAGGACCUAACCAAGCAGCUGGACGAGGUGACCCAGAACUCCGAGAUUAUAGAGAUCCGCCAGAAGGAGGCCGAGUGUGAGCUGGAGGCAGCCAGAGACCGAGUUCAGCAGCAGGCAACGGAAAUACUCCUCAAAGCCAGUCAGAUAAGCGGUCUGCAGGCGACCCAAAUGACCCAGGAGGCAGCCAUUAGGGACCUGGACAACGAGCGAAGCCGCCUGAAGGACAAGGUGCUGAGGAUGGAGGAAGAGAGAGAGGCCCUGCAGAGCCAGAGCAAAGCACUGGAUGAAAGACACAAGCAGCAGAUCCAGUCCCUGGAGAAGACCCUCCAGGACGAGAAGACGUCCCACGAGAAGGACAUGGGCAGCGUGCGAGCUCACUACGAGGAAGAGGCCAGCCAGAUGAAGGAGGGCCAGGCUCGGGCUCUGGAGGAAGUGGCCAAGAAGCACAGAGUGACGCUGGAGAACGCGCUAACCAACGCCGAGAAGGACAAGAACCGCCUGCUGGCUGAGAUGGAGCAGCAGUUUGAGAAGGAGCGGCUCUCUCUGGAAGAGCAGAAGAUGCUUCUCAGUCAGCAGCUGGAUGAGAUGAGGGAGGAGCUGACGUCCAAACUCCAAGCAGCCAACGAGGAGGUGUCUCGGCUGCAGCAGGAGUUGCGGAAAGGGGAGCAGGACUUCGGCACGGCUGAGGGGCAGAUCUCGACUCUGAAGGAGGCGCAGGACAAACUGCUGGAGGAGCUGGACGCCACCCGGGCCCGACUGAGAGAGACCAGCAACCUGCUGACUGCGCUGCAGGGAGAGCUGGAAACCCAAAAACGCCACCAUGAAGCCAAACUCAUUACCACCAAAGAAGAAGAAAAGCAUAAGAUGGACAAGCAGGCCCUGGAGCUGGAGCUCAAAUGGACCGAAACGCUGCGGCAGGAGUGCAAGAAGCUGCGCGAGGAGCUGAGAGAGGAGCACGAGGAGGACAAGGCUUCAGCUCUGGCUCAGCUGACACAAAGCAAGGAGCAGGAGCUGAACAACGCCAGGGAGAGCUGGCAGAGGAAGGUGGAGGACCUGCUGGAACAGAUAUCGCUGCUGAAGCAGAGCCUGGAGAUGCAGCUGUCCCAGUCGCAGUCCUCGCUGCAGCAGCUGCAGCACCAGUUCAGCCAGGAGAGGGAACACCUGAGGAUGCAGCUGGACGAGCUGCAGACGGAGCACCAGAGGCGGCAGCAGCGUCUGCAGGAAGCCCACCGCAGCGCCAUGCAGGACAUGGAGCACACCAGGCAACGCGACCUGAAGGAGCUGGAGGAGCGUCUGCGCCAUCAUCACCACGCAGAGCUGCAGUCUCUCAGAGAGGCGCACCGGCAGAGCAUCGAGACGCUGAAGCAGCAGUCGGAGCAGGAGCUGCAGACUCUGCGCUUUGAGCUGGAGGACGAGGGCAAAGCCAUGCUGGCCUCCCUGCGGUCCGAGCUGAACCACAUCCACGCGUCGGCCAUCGAACACCUGCGGCAGACCCACCACCAGGAGUCGGCAGCUGCCAAGGCCGAGCUGGAGAAAGCCCUGGAGAACAACCGGACGCAGGAGCGGGAACUGCUCAGCCGGAUCUCUGAGCUGCAGGAGGAGGUUUCCAGGCGGAAGAGCCACAUCGCCCAGCUGGACCACCAGAUCCACACGCUCAACGAGAACAUCAGCACCCUGACGAAAGAGCUGGAGCUGAAGGGCAAGGAGGUGCUUAAGAUCCGCAGCGAAGCCAACCAGCAGAUCCGGGCCCACGAGCAGGAGCUGACGAAGAGGCACGAGAGGGAGCUGACCGAGCUGAGCGCGGCCCACAGCAGGGAGACCCAGAACAUGCUGUCGGACUUCAACAAAGCCCAGGAGCUGCUCAAAGACAAGAUCUCCGCCCUUCAGAUUCUUUUGGAAGGAACAGAGGAGAAGUUCAGAAACAGAGAGAGUCGACCUGAAGACCUGCAGGUCAUCGCUGAGCUGAAGGAGAUGGUCACAGAGAGAGAAUCUCUGGUCAAAAAGCUGGUGGACGAUAAGAAGUUCUACCAGCUGGAACUCGUCAACAGGGAGACCAACUUCAACAAAGUGUUCAACGCCAGUCCUAACGUAGGAGUCAUCAACCCACUCAUCAAGCAAAAGAAAAAGAAUGAGAAAGCAGCAGCCAGCAGAUUCAGCAGCUCUCCUAAUCUCAGGGCUCUGGAGGCAGCAGGUAUGGGUUUGGGUGUGGUGGGCAUGGGGACUGGGCAGCCGCCGCAGACCCCGCCCCCUCCCCCAGCCCCGCCCAGCCGCCUAGAUCCCAUCCCCAACUCCCCCCUCCACCACCUAGAGCUCAACUCCAACAAACCUCUUGCCCCGCCGACCCCUCCCACCGAACCCAAGAAGUUCAUGAGCCCUCCUGAGACGAAGGACUCUGCCAUCGACCAGGCCGACGCCCAGCGCCAGGAGUGGUUCGCCCAGUACUUUUCCUUUUGAUUGACCAGAACUUCUAAAAGGAUUCAGCAUGUCGACCAAACUUAAAGAAAAAAAAAUAAAGCAUCAGAAGAAAAAAAAAAAAUCUGGGGAAGAAAAAAAAAAUGGAAAAAAAUGUUGAAACUAUUUGUUAUUUAUUGUCAUUUUACGGUCGUGGGGGUCAGUUCACUCCAGAUCCGGUCAGCCGCCGUCUGAGAACGGACUCUCAUCGACCCGUCGGUGAACAACAGAACCUGAUGUCACUAACUAACACCUUGGACUGAGACGUGGAGACGACCGGGCGGAAAGUGAGCUGAACCCGACCGGACGUCAUCACUCUGAUCUGAUUUGAUUGUUUCACUGUGGACGAGUUUCUCUCUUAGUACAGUGGCAAUAAUCAUCCGUAUGUUCGAUGUUUAUUUGAUUUCAUUUCUUUCCGACUUCUGUUGCAGUUUCUUUGAGCUAGGAAACACCAAGUGGUGCGUUAUCAUGCUGCUAAAUGCCAUAGUUGGACUACAGUGAGAAUUAAAUAUAUAUAAAGAAAUAAAUGGUAGAUUAUUGUGCUUUCUCUCUCUCUGUAUGUGGGUCUACUGCACACAGCAUCUUAGGCUAGGAGGGCUGAUCCAAGACCAGUUUCCCCUCCUCCUUUCUGGUGACAUUCACCUGAUCCCAGAUCAGUUACGCGUCUCCAUGAAUACGGGCUCGGACUUUAGGACGGUUUGUUACAGCUGCGUAGACGUUUCAGCGGAUUUUGUUAGAAUAUUAAAACCUGUUUGUAUGGUUGUCUGUCUCAACACAGAUAUAAUGAUGUCUCACCGAUUUUAAAAACAAAAAUAGCAUUUUAUAUUUAUAAUAUAACGUGUAUGCUUAAUAAAGAUUAUUGUGACAUUUA